AAGCAUGAUGGUGAUGCCUGUGCUGACUCUGGACCUUCUCCAGUAUGCAGAGAAUAUAUACUUAUCCCUGGAUUUUAAUACAGCAUUUUUUUUUUUAAUCUUAAUCAACUUACUCGAGAAGCAAAAGCACUCGAUCACAGCAACGUAGAGAGAGGAACAAAGAAAAAGGAGAGAUUUUGUGCCGUGGGUUUUGAAAAAUGGCAUCAGGAGUGUUGCUGCCGGUGGUGUUUGUGUUUGAUUUGGUUGCUUUUGCUCUUGCUGUUGCCGCUGAGCAGAGGAGGAAUACUGCCACAGUCAAUGUACAAGGAGAUUAUAAGUACUGUCAAUAUGAUUCAGAUAUCGCAACAGGAUUAGGUGUCGGUGCCUUGGUUGCCCUUAUGGCUAGUCAAAUCCUAAUAAUGGUGGCAAGUAGAUGCUUGUGCUGUGGAAAGGCCAUGAGACCCAGCAGGUCUAGGAGCUGGGCAAUUGUUUUAUUUAUCACCUGCUGGGUGUUCUUUUUAAUUGCUGAGGUCUGCUUGUUAGCUGGUUCUAUUCGAAAUGCAUACCACACCAAAUACUACUUGUCAUCAGACCAUAAACUAUCGUGCCGGGAACUGAGAAAGGGAGUAUUUGGGGCUGGAGCUGCAUUUGUCAUUCUUACAGGCAUAGUAUCUGAGGUUUACUAUGUAAGCUAUUCCAGGGCGAAUGACGGCCAGCCUUCAUAUGGCAGAGAUACCGGUGUGAGGAUGAGGAACAUAUAACACAGUUCUUUUGACUUGCAUAUCUUGAAUGUGGACAUCUGAGGUUGAACAAGAGUAAUACUUUAUUCCCAAUCCUAAACUUGAAGAAAUUGAGCUAGAUUCUUUUGAAUUUCAGUUAUCUGUUAACCGUUGAUUAUUUCAGAUUCUUUUGGCCUAGGAUGCUCAGUAGUGCAUAAUAUAUUCUCCUCUGACAUGUGGUAUUUAUAAGCUGAAAUUGAUAUAUUCUUUAUUCGUUUGGUUUUAGUUGGUAUUUGGAAUUGAGAUUUCACAGUUUUAGAUACGAUUUGACUGGCCGUCCUGUAGUAUUAUUAUCUACAGAUAAAUCAGCUUGCAGAUAAAAUUAAUACUCUAUGAAUGCUGAUUUAAUCCUAAUUUGAAGAAAAAAUAGCCCAAUUAAUCUUGAAUUCUUGAUCCAGAUCAAUACAUUGUGAACUGAAGUGGGGCUCUAGAAUUGGGUUUUCUGAAUUGGUUUUAUAGAGUGAAAUGAACAAUACUUUAGCUUCUUUUUUUUUUUUUUUUCUUUCUAUAAUUCUGUUAAACUGAGAUUAUGAUUACCAAAAAAGAAAAUGGCGUCGAACAUUGAAUUCUACAUAUAUUGCAAAGACAUAAAGUAUCUGAUUCUCUGCCUAUUGGCUACUGCUUAUCCAUUAGGACACCGUCCAUAUAAGUGGAGCCAAGUGAAACCCAGAUGGGAGCCCACCACAUAUGGUGCAGUCGCAUCACGGCUGCAUAUCUCAGGGCCCUUGUUUUCUUGUUGGCCAUCACCUUCCUUGGUAGCUUCCUAACGCAACUAGUACACUUGUAGUAUUUCUUUAAUAACAUUGUUAUUAUUACGAAUGGGACACAUAUAAACCACGCAAAACAUGUGCACUCCAAAGCACGAAUAAAAAUCUCAAGGUGGUCACCUAAUGGUAUUAAUAUAUCAAGUGAGAAUGUAGAUUUUCUUCUUAUUGACGUGGGUGGUUUCCUCCAACUCAGAUUCGAUCCUUUAAGCGGAUGAAUCAGGUUGGUCAGAUCUUGCCACUCCUGACUCAUCUCGGAUUUAGUGAUAGAUCCUUCCCAUGGGUUGGGUUUAGA
Manihot esculenta (cassava) is the source of this 1817-nucleotide messenger RNA. RefSeq lists its product as uncharacterized. Lineage: Eukaryota; Viridiplantae; Streptophyta; Magnoliopsida; Malpighiales; Euphorbiaceae. The record is from RefSeq and is a predicted model, not a curated record. The coding region runs from base 198 to 740 and encodes 180 amino acids. The transcript has 4 exons.